Molecule: messenger RNA, 1787 nt
Organism: Cucumis sativus (cucumber)
Lineage: Eukaryota; Viridiplantae; Streptophyta; Magnoliopsida; Cucurbitales; Cucurbitaceae
Product: transcription termination factor MTERF6, chloroplastic/mitochondrial-like
Exons: 1
Coding region: 565-1659 (364 amino acids)
Biological process (GO): chloroplast organization; regulation of DNA-templated transcription
Cellular component (GO): chloroplast
Molecular function (GO): double-stranded DNA binding
Source: RefSeq, a predicted model, not a curated record
AAUAAUGAAAUUAUUGUAUUUAUUAUCCUUAUUUCCAAAAGUGAAGGUUAUGUUAUGAUGUUUGUAGUUCAUUGAUUAAUCUUUUGUUGGGGAGAAUAUUGAGAUUUGUUGAAAAAACCAAAAAUCCUAAUUUUCUUAGGUAAAUUUUGUGAUUAAUGUCAGUGCUAUAUCUACGAACAAAAAUUAUUUAACCCUAGAUUUUAAAAAGGGGUUAAUUUUGAAAAUUAAAAUCUUAGAAGAGGCUAUUUUCGUCCAUUUCCCUUCAAAAGCCCCAACCCCUUCUUUCUUUCCUUUUCCUAAUCUCUUUGUUCUCUCGUACUAUCCCACUCCGCCGAUCGGUGAUGCUCCGCCGGCCCCCAUUUUUCUUCUCUCUUCUCUCUUCUCUCACAGCUUCAUCCUCUUGUGAGGCAUUUGUAGUUUCUCCCAUUCUUCUCAACAAGGUACCAACACCUCACUCUUCCUUCUCUCUUCUCUCACACCUUCAUCUUCUGUAGUUUCUCCCAUUCUUCUUCUCAACAAGGAACCAACAGGUCUGGCUUCCUUCUCCUCCCAGUUCUUUCAGUCAUGUCUAACUUGCUUCGCAGAAUCCUUCUACUUAGAUCUCCAUCCUCAGUAUUUUCUCAUGGAUUUUCCGAAAGUCCGUUGAAAUCUCUCACAUACUUUUCCGUCUCUUCUGAGAUUGUAUCAUCUCCGAAGUCUGCUUCGUUGGCUUCUAAUGCUGUUCGGCUCGAGAAUAAUCGGAAGGAUGUAAUUGCGUUACUUGCGAAUCAUGGAUUCUCUGAAUCACAAAUCUCUGCCCUUGCCAAGAGGUUUCCUCCAAUUUUUUCUGCGAAGCCCGAAAAAACCCUAUUGCCCAAAUUGUUAUUUUUUCAAUCUAAAGGUCUUUCUUCCCCAGAGAUUGUCAGAUUAGUAUGUGCCUUUCCACGUGUUUUAACGAGAAGUUUAGACAAACGACUCAUUCCUUCCUUUGAAUACAUUCAAGCCGUGCUUGGAAGUGAGAAGACUCUCGCUGCCAUAAAACGCUCUGCGGAUAUUCUUUUUUGGGAUUUUCAAAUUUCAGUUGGUCCCAAUAUUGAAAUUCUGAAACAAAUUGGAGUGCCGGAUUCAAAUAUUUUAAAAUAUCUUCAUUACCAGCCUAGAGUGUUCUUGACAAAUUCCAUCCGAUUCAAGGAGACUGUAGAGAGAGUUACGGAAAUGGGAUUUAACCCUCGAGGAUUGCUGUUUGUUAUUGCUGUUUUUGCUCUGCGAUCAAUGACCAAAUCUACAUGGGAUAAGAAGGUUGAAGUUUAUAGGAAUUGGGGAUUGUCUGAAGAAGAGAUCCAUUUAGCUUUUAGAAGGAAUCCAUGGUGUAUGAUAGCUUCUGAGGAUAAGAUUAAUGGUGCAAUGGAUUUUUAUGUCAACAAAAUGGGAUGCGAUUCAUCUUUCGCUGCUAGAAGACCAGUUUUACUUCAACUUAGUUUGAAGAAGAGGAUUUUGCCUAGAGGCUAUGUUUAUCAAGUUUUGCUGUCAAAGGGUUUGAUUAAGAAAACCGAGAAUAUUUGUUUGUUGUUUGAGUCUCCUGAAAAACGUUUCAUAGAAAAAUACAUCAACCCGCAUAAGGAGCAGAUUCCUGGAUUGUUGGAGUUGUAUGAACAGAAAUUAAUGGAUUCUAGGAGAUGAACAGGUUCGAUCUCUUUGAAAUUUUAAUAUUAAACUGUCUUGUUAGUUGAUAUGUGUAGUAGAUCGAGUUGGUAUCUUGUUUGGUAUCCCUAUUUUUGUUAAUCCUUAGUUUGUAUCUUCUUUAUGGC